UAUCCAAGAAAAGAGAAGAUUAUGUGUUUCAACCGUGUUCCGUUGUUCAGGUAUUCUAUUGUCUUGGAAGACGAGAACUGAGGCCAAGUAACAGACCUCGAGCGUGUACCACAUUUUAGUCCUGUGGGACAAUGUUCAGGGCUCAAAUUGACUUGUUGCUUGGUCAGUAACCACAUGUGUGACCUCCAGGCUUUCAUAGGCCUCCAGCCUACCACGGAACCCAUGUACGGAACCUAUGGUAUGUUUGAAGUCUGUCGUCGCGUUCACCAUAGUGGGUGGGAUGGGCAUCUUUACCUGGAAUUAGUAAAGCCAAGCUGCAAAGAAGCUUGAAUUUGCUCUCACCUGGAAGAGUAAAUAUCUUCAAUCUUGUCUUUACACUGGAAGGAAUAUACGCAAAGUGCUAAGACUCGAGUGUCAUCAAGCUGAAGUUCAUGGCCAAAUAUCAAGUCCAAGUUGUGUCAGUGCCAGUUGUGUCUUGUGUCAGUUCAAGGAUGUUACAUUCAGAAAAAAAUAAAUAACAUUAACAUCUAUGAGCUCAUCUCAACAUUCCAAAUUCUUUGCAUAAGGUCCAAACUAGUACUGUAUGUUUAAAUUUGCUUCACUUGACCAGUCAUGCACAGAAUUAUAACUCGCUGUACAGUAGUACAAGUUGCCUACUCAUUAGCAGUACUGACAAUAAGGUAUCAAAUCUAGUCAAAUUAACCCUUGCAUGAUAAUAAGUGUCGGUUAAAAUAAAGUUAUAUUGUUCAUUUUCUAAUAAAAUUUGAAGUUGAAAGAUCUACUUUGGUACUAAUUAGAAAAUAGCUUUAUUGUUAUAGAAUGUACAUACUGUAUAUAUUAAUACUGUAUAAAUUAUAUAUAAUGUCUGCCUUAUUAAAAGAAAAUUUACAAAUAUAAAAUAUGUAUAAUUUUUUAUUAAAGUUAUAGAAAUCCUAGCUUUCAUGCAGGACUAAAUACAUUUCAGGGUUUUGUCUAAAAAUAGUGUUAAUUUUUUAAUGGUUUUCCAUUUGGAAAAAAUACCAGUAAUUAGCGAGUAAAAUAAAUUUUAGAACACAUAAGAUUUUGGUGAUAGUAUAAGAAAGCUUUAAUAAUACACAUGGUAGUUCAGAGAAAAGAAAUUCAAUGUUCUUUGUAAAAAUGUUCAAAAAUGUCUGCGUUUGAAGCAAAUAUAAAGGUAACCAUGGAACAGAGGCAAUAUCAAUGUGAAGUGUGUCAGAAAUGUUUUUCAUUUAGUUCUAAUCUAUCAAAACACAAGAGAGUUCACACAGGUGAGAAGCCAUUUCAAUGUACGGUGUGUCUAAAAUGUUUUGCAGUAAAAGGUAACCUCACACAUCACAUGAUAAGUCAUACUGCAGAAAAACCAUAUAAAUGUCCCGUGUGUUUUAAAGACUUCAAAUAUAAUUCUUAUCUCAAAAAACAUAAUAGAGUUCAUACACAGGAGAAGCCUUAUCAGUGUUCAAUGUGUCUAAAACAUUUCAGUGAUAUAUCUGGUGUAAAAAGACAUCAGAGAAUUCACACAGGAGAGAAACCAUACAAGUGUUCGGUGUGUCAAAAAGGGUUCAAGCAAACUGGCUCCUUGACAACGCACAUGAGAACUCAUACUGGAGAGAAACCAUAUCAUUGUUCAGUCUGUCAAAAAUGUUUUACUGUAAAUUCUGCUCUUGUUAAGCACAUGCUAAUACAUACAGGUGAGAAACCUUUUGAGUGUUCAGAGUGCUGGAAAGCCUUUAAACAACGAGACUCUUUAGUUAAACACAUGACAGCUCAUACAGGAGAAAAACCAUUUAGGUGUUCAGUAUGUUUGAGAUGCUUUCCAAUAAAAGAAAACUUAAUUAAACAUUUAAAAAGUCACACAGGAGAAAAAUCAUUUAAUUGUUUGGUAUGUUCAAAACGCUUUGCAAGAAAUUCUGCUUUAGCUCGUCACAUAAAAAUUCAUAGCAAAAAAUAUCCAUAUCAGUGUUCUAAGUGCUUGAAGGGUUUUUUUAAUGAAACUAAUCUAGUAAACCAUUUGCAAAGCCAUAUACAAGGAAAAAUCCAUAGUAAUAUUCAAUACCUAAAGGACUUCAGAAAAAUCUCGAGUAGUUGAGUUCAGUACCAGCAAGAAAAUUUCAAUGUAAUUUUUUUUUCCCCCAGAUGUAAUAGUUAAAUCAUACCUAUGAUAGCCCAGAAAGGGCUCAUAUAAAGAAUAAAAUGCCCAAUUAAU
Procambarus clarkii (red swamp crayfish) is the source of this 2203-nucleotide messenger RNA. RefSeq names its product zinc finger protein 79. The record is from RefSeq and is a predicted model, not a curated record. Lineage: Eukaryota; Metazoa; Arthropoda; Malacostraca; Decapoda; Cambaridae.